GACAGACAGAUCCCACCGAAAUAAAUUACUAACAAAUUCACUACACCCCAUCUUCAUAAAAACCCACAGAAUUCACCAAUCUUUUUUGUUGUUUCAUUUAUUUUUAUUUAUAAUAAUUUUUUUGAGCUAUAAUUGCUUGUUGAGAAGAAGAAGAAGAAGAGGGCUGACUCCUCUUUUAGAAUUAGAAAAAGAUGCUUGGUGUUUCUUCAAGUUUAAUAGCUAGCAGUACUAUUACUGCUACAGGUGAUGGAGCUGCCGUUUCGGCAGCUCCAUCACAGCUACCACUGCCACUGCCACCGCCACCACAAGAAGCUCCGGAAAGUGGAGGAAGUAGUGAAGGUGGUGGCGGUGGAGGAGAUUUGUCAAUUGGCGGUGAAGAUGGUGAAAGGAAUUCAGGUGGAAAUCGGUGGCCGAGGCAAGAAACUUUAGCUUUACUGAAAAUUAGAUCGGAAAUGGAUGUUGUUUUCAAGGAUUCAAGUCUUAAAGGACCGUUAUGGGAAGAAGUUUCCAGGAAAUUGGCGGACUUGGGUUAUCAUCGAAGUGCCAAGAAAUGUAAAGAGAAAUUUGAAAAUGUUUACAAGUAUCACAGGAGAACGAAAGAAGGCCGUGCUUCGAAAGCAGAUGGAAAAACUUAUCGUUUCUUUGAUCAGUUACAGGCUUUGGAAAACAAUCCCUCUUCUCAUUCUAAUUUACCGCCACCUCCAUUAGCAGCAACACCGAUAACAAUGGCAAUGCCAAUGCGAUCAGGAAAUAAUUCAGUAAAUCCUCCAAUGCCAACGCCAACGCCACAAAAUCAUAAUCAUAAUCAUUCUUUUGUUGUUUCUCAGAAUACUGUUGUGACAGUAGCAGCGCAGCCUGCUGUUAGUCAUGUUAUGACAACUCCACCUGCGCUGCCACUGUCACAACCACUACAGCCGAUAGCUAAUAACUUGAACCAGAUGAAUCGGCCUCAAGGUAAUACUAUUACCACAAGUUUUCUGUCGAAUUCAACUUCAUCUUCUUCAACUUCGUCAGAUGAGGAUAUACAAAGGAGGCACACGAAGAAGCGGAAAUGGAAGGUAUUCUUUGAGAGUUUGAUGAAGGAUGUGAUUGAAAAGCAAGAGGAAUUGCAGAAGAAGUUUUUGGAAACGCUUGAGAAGCGCGAGAGGGACAGGCUGAUGAGAGAGGAGACAUGGAGAGUACAAGAAAUGGCUAGAUUGAAUCGGGAACAUGAUCUUUUAGUCCAAGAAAGAUCAAUGGCAGCAGCAAAAGACGCAACAAUCAUCGCCUUCUUGCAAAAAAUAACUGAACAGCAAAACGCACCAAUCCCGAAUAGUACUAAUAAUACUUCUCCUUCUCCUUUUCCACUUGCUCAAAUUCAAUUAAAAUUGUCCGAAAAGCCAUUCAGUGCACCACCACAACCACAACCACCAGCUAUCGCGGUAUCACUACCAAUGACAAUACAUACCCCAGCACCAGCACCAGCACCAGCAUCAACACCAGCACUGCCACAGGCACUGACAUUACCUGUGGUGUCUGCAAAAUCAUUUGAACCUCCAAAAUCCGAUAAUGGUGGCGAGAAUUUCUCUCCAGUAAGCUCAUCAAGAUGGCCAAAAGAAGAAAUCGAAGCAUUGAUCAGCCUCCGAACCUGCCUAGAUCUAAAAUACCAAGAAAAUGGACCAAAAGGACCACUCUGGGAAGAAAUUUCAUCUGGAAUGCGAAAGAUAGGAUACAAUAGAAAUGCAAAGAGAUGCAAGGAAAAAUGGGAGAACAUCAACAAGUACUUCAAGAAGGUAAAAGAAAGCAACAAAAAAAGACCAGAAGAUUCCAAAACUUGCCCAUAUUUCCACCAGCUGGAAGCACUCUACAAAGAAAAAGCCAAGCACGAAGUUGUUCCACAUAAUCCUCUCACUCCUCCUCCCAUCAUGGCUCAACCCGAGCAACAAUGGCCAAUUCCUCAAAAUCAACCUCAUCAGCAGCAACAACAACAACAACAACAAAAUCGUGAUCAUCAUCACGAUAAUGAAAGUGACAGCAUGGAUCAGAACGAAGACGAAGACGAUUUGGAAGAAGAAGAGGACGAAGAAGACGAAGGUAAUGGUUAUGAAAUGGUCACAAACAAACAACAACCAUCAUCAAUGGCGGCUGCCACGGUAACAACAACAGCAACUACUGCUGCAGUUUAAAAUUAUAAGCACAAAAAUAAAAUUGAGAACAACAUAAGCAGUACUGCACUGCAAUAGCAUCAAGUGACUGUGCAUUGGGAAUGGCAAGUGGGGCAACAGAUUGUGCAGAGAUUUGUCGUAUUCAGAAAUUCUUGUUGGCGAGAGAAGACGGUGACUGCAGUAAAAAAAAAAAUCAUUUGGAAAUUAAUGCAAAGGCAUUUAAGUUUACACAUGUUUUUUUUUUUGUUUGGUAAAGGGGUAUAGCUGUUAAUUUUUAUUUUUAUUUUUGUGGUAAAAGUACAUUUUCAUUUUCAUUAUUUAUUUAUUAUUUGAAAUUUGAAAAAAAAUAAAGUUUUAUUGAGGAAUGGGAGGGGUAGAGAAAAGAGGCAUAUUAUAAAAGAAUAAAUGCAGGGAUAAUGUAAUUUGUACUCU
Solanum stenotomum is the source of this 2576-nucleotide messenger RNA. RefSeq names its product trihelix transcription factor DF1-like. NCBI's taxonomy places the organism in Eukaryota, Viridiplantae, Streptophyta, Magnoliopsida, Solanales, Solanaceae. The record is from RefSeq and is a predicted model, not a curated record. The coding region runs from base 192 to 2165 and encodes 657 amino acids. The transcript has 2 exons.